UUCCACACCAGUAGUAGUUUGCAUGUGAAUAUCUCUUCAAACUCUCUUCCACAUAAAGUCCUUACGUUUUCAAUAAACAAUACCCAAAUUUCAAUUCCUUCAUUCCCAAAAGCUUCCAUAACGUCUUCUUAAUAAUAAUAAUAAUAAUCAAUAUUAGUCAUGGCACCACAUGGAGAGGCUAUUACCAGCUCUUACACCAAAACCAACUUCUCCAAACCACCGAAGCUGUCAUCAGACACCCUUUCCAGGACGGUUUCCGACAUCUCCUUCGAGCUGAACCGAGAAGGGAUCGAUCAGCUGAAACAGCUCCCGGCGAUAUCUGAAGUGGAAGACGCCAAGUGCGAGUGCUGCGGGAUGAGCGAAGAGUGCACUCCCGAGUACAUAGACAGGGUUCGGGACAAGUUUCUUGGGAAAUGGAUUUGCGGUUUGUGUGCCGAAGCCGUCAAGGAAGAGGUGGAGAAAAACGGAGGGAACAAAGAGGAGGCUUUGAGUGCUCACAUGAGUGCUUGUGUGAGGUUCAACAAGUUUGGUAGGGCUUAUCCUGUGUUGUUCCAAGCCGAAGCUAUGAGAGAGAUGUUGAAGAAGAGCAAACUUGAAGGAAGAGGUAUGAGAUCCAAGUCGAUAAGUCCUAGAGAUCACAAAGGAGCUCCAAAGAAGGGUGGGAUUGCAAGGAGUACGAGUUGCAUUCCGGCUAUCACAAGGGAGAUGAAUGAUCUGACAGUCGCCAAUUGAUCAUUUACAUCUUCUAUACUCUUCCUUAACCAGGGGACAUAUGGUUUUUAUAUUUGUUAACCAAACUCUGAUCCCUUUGUGUUUUAAUAAAUUAUUUUUAGUUUCCUUUU
Ziziphus jujuba (common jujube) is the source of this 842-nucleotide messenger RNA. RefSeq lists its product as uncharacterized. The record is from RefSeq and is a predicted model, not a curated record. NCBI's taxonomy places the organism in Eukaryota, Viridiplantae, Streptophyta, Magnoliopsida, Rosales, Rhamnaceae. The transcript has a single exon. The coding region runs from base 160 to 732 and encodes 190 amino acids.